AGCAUUACGUCACAGGGAUGACAAACGUCCCACAAUGCAAUGUCAAAUUAACCCUCGCUAACCUGAAUUACAUGAAACACUGGGAGUGAAUAACUUGAAAUGUUUCGAUUAACUUGACCUGAAAUUUCAAAGAGCUGCUUUUACUAGUGUUCGUUCUUUCGGUGGUGUCUGUUAGAUGCUGGCUUCUUGUUUGUAGUGUUCAUUCAUCCAGCCAGCAUUUUGCUCUUGGAUUAGCAUCUCUGUCUAGGAUGGAUUCAGAUUAUGAACAUCGCCUCCUCCGCCAAAUCAACAUUCAGAAUGACAACUUGAGCCCUGUAAAAAUGACACAGACCCUGCACAGUCAGUCACCCAAUGGUUACCUUUUAUCUUCAUCCGGUAAGAUGGGAGAUAGAUUCAUCCCAACCAGAGCAGGAGCCAACUGGAAUAUCAACUUUCAUAGAAUCAAUGAAAAUAAAAAAUCCCCAAAUCAGAACAGAAAAACUAAGGAUGCCACUUCUGAUAAUGGCAAAGCAGAUGGGUUGGCCUACUCUGCUUUGCUGAAGAAUGAGUUGUUGGGAGCAGGAAUAGAAAAGAUCUUGGACCCUCAGACAGAGGAUAGACGUCUACAGCCAUCAACACCAGAAAAGGAGAGUCUUUUCAGUUACUCACUCCAUACAAAAAGGUCAUCACCAGAUAAUGGCACCAACAUCUCUCCCUAUUCUCUAUCGCCCGUUUCCAACAAAAGUCAGAAACUACUGCGUUCACCAAGGAAGCCAAGUCGCAAAAUAUCCAAGAUUCCUUUUAAAGUCCUGGAUGCUCCUGAGCUGCAGGAUGACUUUUAUCUCAAUUUGGUUGACUGGUCAUCCCUCAAUGUGCUCAGUGUUGGCCUGGGCACAUGUGUUUACCUGUGGAGUGCCUGUACAAGUCAGGUAACAAGACUCUGUGAUUUGUCUGUGGAGGGAGACUCGGUCACAUCAGUUGGAUGGUCUGAAAGAGGUAACUUGGUGGCAGUGGGGACUCACAAAGGCUACAUUCAGAUCUGGGAUGCUGGUGCUGGGAAGAAACUCUUUGCCCUAGAAGGACACACAGCCAGAGUUGGAGCUCUGGCUUGGAAUGCAGACCAGUUGUCCUCUGGAAGCCGUGAUCGUCUGAUUCUUCAAAGAGAUGUGCGGACACCUCCCCUGCAGUCAGAGAGACGGUUACAGGGACACAGACAGGAAGUAUGUGGCUUGAAAUGGAGCACUGACCAUCAGCUGCUUGCUUCUGGUGGCAACGACAACAAGUUACUUGUUUGGAAUUACUCAUCGCUGAGCCCAGUGCAGACGUACAUGGAUCACCUGGCUGCAGUAAAAGCCAUUGCCUGGUCCCCACACCAGCAUGGCCUGCUGGCAUCUGGGGGCGGCACUGCUGAUCGCUGUAUUCGAUUUUGGAACACCCUGACCUCACAGCCACUGCAAUGUAUGGACACAGGCUCACAAGUCUGCAAUCUGGCCUGGUCCAAGCAUGCUAAUGAGCUGGUGAGCACACAUGGCUAUUCUCAGAACCAGAUCUUGGUCUGGAAAUAUCCAGCUCUCACACAGGUGGCCAAACUGACGGGACACUCCUAUAGAGUCCUCUACCUGGCUAUGUCUCCGGAUGGUGAGGCGAUCGUCACAGGAGCUGGAGAUGAGACACUGCGCUUCUGGAAUGUAUUCAGUAAAACGAGGUCAACAAAGGAAUCUGUAUCAGUUUUAAACCUCUUUACCAGGAUACGGUAGCUUGAAGCACAUAAAAAGGAGAAGGAAAAAGUACAACUACAGUGGAGUUCUCAUCAAUAUGGUGCUAUGGACAUAUUGUAAAAUCUAAAUCAUCUCCACACAUUUAGUAACUGAAGACAUGGCAGUGAGAGCAAAUAAGCAAGUUUUUUUGUUUUUUGGCAAAACAUCUUUUGAGGUGUGAUAUUGGAAUUUGUCUGCUCUUAUGAUGAAUGUAUAUCUUUUACUUUUUAAAAAAUGUACUGGAUUUCCAUUUGUUUUGCAUUUUUGUGCUCACAAAUGCAGUCAUUAAGCCUUACCUAGACAUAUUAUGAUACAUUUCAUUGUGGGAUAUGAAAUGUAUAGAGAGCAUUUUAACAUUUGUUAAACUCAGGUCUUAUUUAUUCGGCAUUCUUGCUACAUAAGGAAACAUUGAGAGAUUAAGUAGAAAAAUUGUGUUGUCAUCUGUUACGGCUUUCUUCUCUCGAGUUCCAGAAAAAAAUGCUAUUACAUGUGAUGACAUGAACUUAAUCACUUCCUAAGGCUUCUACAGUAUAUGCACCAUAUUCACUGUAGUCACAGGAAGAUUUAAGGCAAAAGAGUGGCUGGUUAAAGAAAAGUGUGUCAACAGAAAGUCUAAUGCUGUGCAUCUAGACAUCAACUUCAAGGCUGAUUCUUUGUAGUGACAGAAGCAAUAAAAGAUGUUCAACUGAC
Sphaeramia orbicularis (orbiculate cardinalfish) is the source of this 2426-nucleotide messenger RNA. RefSeq names its product fizzy-related protein homolog. Gene Ontology annotation, molecular function: anaphase-promoting complex binding; ubiquitin ligase activator activity; protein binding. Gene Ontology annotation, biological process: positive regulation of ubiquitin protein ligase activity; anaphase-promoting complex-dependent catabolic process; positive regulation of anaphase-promoting complex-dependent catabolic process. Bases 249 to 1736 code for a protein of 495 amino acids. The transcript has 14 exons. NCBI's taxonomy places the organism in Eukaryota, Metazoa, Chordata, Actinopteri, Kurtiformes, Apogonidae. The record is from RefSeq and is a predicted model, not a curated record. Gene Ontology annotation, cellular component: anaphase-promoting complex.